Zophobas morio is the source of this 1586-nucleotide messenger RNA. RefSeq names its product nucleolar protein 58-like. Gene Ontology annotation, cellular component: small-subunit processome; box C/D methylation guide snoRNP complex. Gene Ontology annotation, molecular function: snoRNA binding. The record is from RefSeq and is a predicted model, not a curated record. The transcript is spliced from 9 exons. The coding region runs from base 1 to 1569 and encodes 522 amino acids. NCBI's taxonomy places the organism in Eukaryota, Metazoa, Arthropoda, Insecta, Coleoptera, Tenebrionidae.
AUGCUCAUUCUCCUGGAAACUCCAGCUGGUUUCGCCCUUUUUAAAGUUUUAAAGGAAGGAAAGCUAAGCAAACCUAAAGAUUUAUGGAAAUCUUUUACUACAGUGGAGAAAGCCAAUGAAUUCGUUAAACUUCUUGACUUUCAUAAAUUUCGAGAUACAGUUGAGGCGCUUGCUAAUUCUACUGCUAUUGUUGAGGGAAAGGUUAGUAGUGAUUUAGAUACUUUUUUAAGAAAAUGGGUUAAAAAAGGCAAAGUUGAUGUUCUUGGAGUUGCUGAUGCCAAGUUUGCUGGAUCUCUUAAAGAAAAGUUGGGUAUCUCUUGUUCCACCGAAGAAUCCGUUAAAGAAGUUUUACGUGGAAUAAGAGGUCAAGUAACUUCGUUAAUUUCUGGAAUGCCUGAUGCUGAUUUUCGCGCAAUGAAUCUUGGUCUAGCCCACUCGCUUUCUCGUUAUAAAUUGAAGUUUUCACCGGAGAAAGUGGACACCAUGAUAAUCCAGUCUAUCAAUCUUUUAGAUGAUCUCGACAAAGAGCUCAAUACUUGUUCAAUGCGGGCUAGAGAAUGGUACGGGCUGCACUUCCCAGAGUGUUCUAAGCUUAUACCCGACAACGUUGCUUUUGCACGGAGCGUUCUUACAAUGAGAACUCGUUGUAACGCUUCUUCGGUGGACCUCUCCGACAUUCUACCCGAAGAGGUUGAAGAAGAAGUAAAGCGGGCGGCAGAAAUUUCAAUGGGCUCCGACAUAAGCGGAGAAGAUAUUAACAACAUUUGUGCACUUUGCGAGCAAGUUGUGAAUCUAAGCGAGUACAGGGCGCAGCUCUUUGACUACCUCCGGAACAGAAUGAAUGCCGUAGCACCAAAUCUUACCGUGAUGGUGGGGGAACUAGUAGGCGCUCGGUUAAUUGCCCACGCUGGCUCCUUGCUUAAUCUGGCGAAGUGCCCGGCAUCCACCGUUCAGAUUCUGGGCGCUGAAAAGGCUUUGUUCCGUGCUCUGAAAAAUAAGUCUAAUACUCCCAAGUAUGGGCUUAUCUAUCACGCUUCGUUAGUGGGCCAGUCCGCCCCAAAGCAUAAAGGAAAAAUAUCGCGAGUGCUUGCAGCGAAGACUGCUCUAUCUAUUCGCUGUGACGCCCUUGGAGAGGUGGAGGAUAAUUCAGUUGGUAUUGCAAAUAGACUGAAAGUGGAGUCGCGGCUCUCACAGCUGGAAGGAAGGCCGGUUAAGUUAUCUGGGCUUGGAAAGUCCCUUGCUCAAGCUGAAAAGUAUGAACCAAAGCCUGUUUCUUUAUACAAUCCAGCCACUGACUCCACGGUGGGGAUCUUAAAAAAAAGGAAAAAAACUGCGAAAGGUCAAUCAAAAAAAAUAAAGCACACUGAAGUUGCCGAGCUUGAGAGCGUAACAGAGACCAUUCGCAAAGACGAAUCUAUAGAGCUCGGAAGGAAGCAUAAGAAGUCUAAGAAGGAAAAGAAGGAAAAGAAAAGUAAAAUUACUAAAGUUAAUAUUCAGGAAAUUAGCACUGAUAUUCCCACAUCCUCAAAGAAGUCAAAAAAAUCUAAAAAGAAGCAGAAAGAAUAUUAAGAUUGGCAAAUAUUUUU